This is a messenger RNA of Desarmillaria tabescens, 990 nucleotides long. RefSeq lists its product as uncharacterized. The transcript is spliced from 5 exons. The record is from RefSeq and is a predicted model, not a curated record. The coding region runs from base 1 to 990 and encodes 329 amino acids. Lineage: Eukaryota; Fungi; Basidiomycota; Agaricomycetes; Agaricales; Physalacriaceae.
AUGUCCGACGACAACCUCGAUCUCAUGAAAACCUAUACCAUCAGUCUCUUCCUGGAGAGCAUAUUCUUUGGGGUCUACCUCGUCUCCUUCGUACUCUGUAUGCGCUACCUCAUUUGGGAACGAUGUCCAGAAUUCAAGCUGAACAAAACGCCCAACUGGAAAUUCAUCAUCAUUACUGUUUUAUUACAGGUUCUUACGGCUAUACACGUCUCGUGUGCCCUCGCAAGAAUUCUUCGAGCUCCAGACUCCGAAAGGAACUGGGUAAACAUUAUCGCGUCUACGGGGAUCGGUUUAGCUGUAGUUACUAUCGAUGCAAUCCUGAUAUACCGUUGCUGGAUCAUUUACAUGAAACAAUGGAUCAUCAUAGUCAUGCCUGUUCUCUUAUGGACUGGUAGUGUAGCGAUAACGAUCUAUUCAAUAGUAGAGCAAGUGAGGUAUCACCCUCAGGGUCCACCUUCUCGUGAUACCACACAGCGACCGGGCUCACACGCUCGACAUUGGGUCAUUUUUCUUGCCCUGACGAUCGUCCAAAAUAUUCUCACAACUGCUCUCAUUGCAUGGCGAAUCACCAUUAUCGACCGUGAAUCAUCGCAGUACCGAAUUCUAAGCAGAGUAUCCCGAUAUCAACGUUCUGUCAGGCUAAUCAUUGAAUCGGGUGCUCUAUGCACUCUAGCUGCUUGUCUAGCGUUCAUCACAUUUCUUGCCGGCGGAAAGUUUGGACUCAUCGCUGCUGAUCUCGAAAUCCAGCUCGUGUCCAUCGCUUUUAACCUCAUUAUAAUCAGAUCCGCUAACCGACCUGACGAGUACUGUCUAUCCCCAGCUUCUACCGGAUCUGUCAGGCUACAUGAAUUAUUCAAGCGAUCUCAGCAAUCAAUACUAGCGACGAGCAGUGCGGCCGAAUCAAAUAUACUGCCAAAACCUGUAGAGGUUUGCAUCAUAAACGAGGUACUCGAAUCACGAGACGGUCAACGUGAAACUAUUAAAGCAUAG